UUGUCUUUCAGCUAUGACUUCCCAAAAGCUUUCAACUUCGCUGGUCAAGGAGGUACCAUUGGUCAUGAGCUUGUUCACGGAUUUGACGAUGAAGGUAAGCAGUACCCCAUUACUCAAAAUGCUCUACAUGUAGUGAUAGUAUCUUCGAUGGUAUGCCUUUGCAACUGUACUUCGAUGGAAUGUGGAUGGAUGGAUGACGAGGCUCGAGACGGCUUCAGGGACAUGGCGCAAUGUGUUGUGAUGCAAUACAACACUCAAUGUUGUCCGGAGAAAAAGGGAAACGUUCACUGUGCCAAUGGUGCGACCACGCAGGGUGAAAAUAUCGCCGACCUUGGUGGUCAGCAAGCGGCUUACAUUGCCUACCAGGAGUAUAUAAAAGGAACUGGUAAAGAAGAAAAGAGGUAG
Cooperia oncophora is the source of this 405-nucleotide messenger RNA. Lineage: Eukaryota; Metazoa; Nematoda; Chromadorea; Rhabditida; Trichostrongylidae. The record is from the annotation of a GenBank genome assembly.